This is a messenger RNA of Chanos chanos (milkfish), 1445 nucleotides long. RefSeq names its product tyrosyl-tRNA synthetase 2, mitochondrial (gene yars2). The transcript is spliced from 5 exons. The coding region runs from base 1 to 1443 and encodes 480 amino acids. The record is from RefSeq and is a predicted model, not a curated record. Gene Ontology annotation, cellular component: mitochondrion; cytosol. Lineage: Eukaryota; Metazoa; Chordata; Actinopteri; Gonorynchiformes; Chanidae. Gene Ontology annotation, biological process: tyrosyl-tRNA aminoacylation. Gene Ontology annotation, molecular function: ATP binding; tyrosine-tRNA ligase activity; RNA binding.
AUGGCGGCGCCCAUCUGUCGAAACUGGAGUUUUGUGCGGCGGCAUGGGUCACGUCUUAUUCUAAAAAGAACCUUACCAUUUUUUAGUCCUGAAGACAAAUCGAUCCGAUCUGUGUCGAGCAGAAGUGGCAUUCUUUCGUCGCUGUGUCAGCGUGGCAUUUUGAAAGAGUCCUUCCCAGCAGAUGCUGGUCAAGUUGAACUCCCGACGCUGCUUCAGUCGGGCACGCAGACCGUGUACUGUGGUUUCGACCCAACAGCGGACAGUCUUCAUGCAGGAAACCUGCUGGCUAUUAUCGGUCUGCUACACUUCAGAAAUGCGGGCCACAAUGUCAUAGCUGUCAUUGGAGGAGCCACUGCCCUGAUAGGAGAUCCUAGUGGUAAAACUACAGAGAGAGAGCGCCUGUCACCUGAUGUCGUGGAGGAAAACUCCAGGGGCAUAAGGGAGAGUUUACAGCGAGUAUUCACAAACCAUGAACUGUAUUUUUGUAGCGACCCUAAAAAGCUAGGUAUGAUGUCGGUAGUUAAUAAUGCCAGCUGGUACAAAGACUGGAGUGUAGUUUCGUUUCUGUCGGAGGUUGGCAGGUAUUUCCGAAUGGGAACCAUGCUCAGCAGACACAGUGUACAGUCUCGAUUAAAGAGUUCAGAAGGCAUGAGUUUUACAGAGUUUUCGUACCAGCUUCUCCAAGCCUACGACUUCUAUCAGCUCCACCAGCGGCAUGGUUGCAGAAUCCAGCUCGGUGGGACAGACCAACUGGGUAACCUGAUGUCUGGCCACGAGUUCAUUCACAAGAAAACAGGAGAGGAGGUGUAUGGUCUCACCAUCCCCCUGGUAACCACUUCUAUGGGUGACAAACUCGGGAAGACUGCAGGAAACGCAGUCUGGCUGAACAGAGACAAGACAUCUCCCUUUGAACUAUACCAGUAUUUCCUGAGGCAACCAGACAACAAUGUGGAACAAUAUCUUAAACUAUUUACCUUCCUGCCUCUAGCAGAAGUGGAUAAGGUUAUGGAGCAGCAGAGAGAGGAUCCAGGGAAAAGGAUAGCACAUAAACGUCUAGCUGCGGAGGUCACCAAACUGGUCCAUGGCAAGGAGGGCCUGGAGAGUGCCAAAAGGUGCACGGAUGCCCUGUAUCACAGUAACUUGGAGGCUUUGCAACAGAUGAGUGAUGAGGAACUGCAGGAGCUCUUUAGGGAGGCUCCAUUUCAUGAGUUGCUACUGGAGCCUGGCACCACCGUCCUGGAUGCUUGUCGUCAAGCCCAAGCCAUCCCAGAUGGAGCCCGAGGGUAUCACAUGAUCACACAGGGCGGUGUUUGGAUCAACCAUCAACGGACAGACAUCCCAGAACAAGUGCUGAUCCCAGGUCAGCACAUCCUGUCCAACGGCCUGUCCCUUAUCAGAGUAGGCAAGAGAAACUUCUACCUCCUUAAAUGGCUUUCUGUGUGACA